Ctenopharyngodon idella (grass carp) is the source of this 15112-nucleotide messenger RNA. RefSeq names its product beta-1,3-galactosyl-O-glycosyl-glycoprotein beta-1,6-N-acetylglucosaminyltransferase 4-like. Gene Ontology annotation, molecular function: acetylglucosaminyltransferase activity. The coding region runs from base 11950 to 13227 and encodes 425 amino acids. Lineage: Eukaryota; Metazoa; Chordata; Actinopteri; Cypriniformes; Xenocyprididae. Gene Ontology annotation, cellular component: membrane. The transcript has 3 exons. The record is from RefSeq and is a predicted model, not a curated record.
AGGAGCGCAAAUAUAUUUACCCAUUUCAUUAAAAAAAAAUAUUAAAAGUUAAAGCUGCACACACAAAAAAUUCUCUCUGAGCAAAGGUUAAACACAAUUACAAAAUGGCAGGGAAAACAAUAUGUAUUUUUUUUUUUUUUUCAAGCUUUUACAAUCAAACUUACUGGAUCAUCUGUGUCCUUAGAUCAAGUUUUAGAUAGAUAGAUCACACUCUUUUUGCUGAUUUUAACAUAAAGUAAAUAAUGAAAAAUUUCCUUUUGGUAAAAUAAAAAAGAAUGCUCUUUAUUUUUGCUUUUUUUUUUUUUCAGAUGAAUAUUUUUGUACACAUUUUUCUGCACAGUUGGGGUACAAUCCCCAACUUUAUUUAUUUCUUUUUUUUUUAAAUCCUUUAAAGGGUUAGUUCACCCAAAAAUGAAAAUUCAUUUACUCACCCUCAUGUUAUUCCAAGCCUGUAAGACUUCGGAACAUACAACUUCGGAUAUUUUUAAUGAAAACUGAGAGAUUUCUGUGCCUCCAUUGACUGUCCACGCAACUACCACUUUGAUGCUUCAAAAAGUUGAUUGUCAAACUAAUCCAUAUGAAUUGAGCGGUUUAGUCCAAAUUAUUUGAAGAGACGCAAUCGCUUUAUAUGAUGAACAGGUUUAAUUUUGGCUUUUAUUCACAUAUGGAUCUCGGCCGUUUUCCUCUACUUGUUGCCAAUGUUUUUCUGCCACCACAAUGCAUACUGCAAGGGACAUAACUGUGAUGUCUUCUUCUUCUUCAUUUUAUUAGCGGAACCAAAUCUUGAGCAUUAAUGCCACUUUCUGUUAGCAUGAUCGGGAGACUCUAACUACUACCCCUCCCCCAGCCAACAAGAGCCAUUGCUCUAGUCAGCGCAUAUGGCAAGCCGUUUUAGUUUAAAAAGUUCCCAGCAUUACUGAAUGUAAUUGCAUUUUAACUUGUAACAAUUAAAUUAGAGAGUUCUAAAAAAAGAAUUCUUACUAGUAAAAAUACAAUUACGACACGUAAUGCUGGGAAUAUUAAAGCUAAAACGGCUUGUCAUAAGCGCUGUGUUCAGCUCCUCUGGCUUCUGCUCAUUACUCCCCCAAGCCAGAGGAGGAUGGAGAAGAAAAACAACAACAACAGCAACAACAAAAAACCUUAUAUCCUGUUAAUUAGAGAUGUAUUCCCCAAAAAGUUUAACAAUGCUUCUCUAUUAUUACUUGUUCUGGAUUUAAUAGGUACUUCAAUGAGAUAUCAUUCACAUCUUUCCUCCUCAUUUCUUCUAAUAACAUUACUCUUUCUUCUAUGUAGUACUUUUUGCAAUACAUAAUGACGUUUUACUGUUUCAUUUCCUCCACACCAUUCACAAUGAACUGUGACGUCUGUCCCCAUAUGAUCUAUUUAGUCGGCUAUUAUCAUGAUCUGUGUUUUUUUUUUUAUUAAAAACUGUUUGACAGGGUAAAUGUCAAGGAUUCAUUUAAAAGCCUAAAUUUAUUUUACUUUGUGAAGAUUUUGUUUUUGUUGUCGCAUUUCAUCCACUCAUUUUGUCCACUCAAAAUCUACCACAUUUUUAAAAUGUUCUGUUUUGUUCCGCCGCCUUCUCGGUAUAUGGAGCACUCAUUGCUUACUGAAACAGAAAGACGUUUUUGCUUGUGCGCCAGAUUUAAAUGUAGAAAGCGCUAGAUUUUUUGAUAGAAUUUUUUUUUCACACAAACAUUUGAAUGGCUUCAGACGAGUCUACCUAGAAAAACUUACAUACAUUUAUGUGUAAUACAAUGUAUUUCAUAGUUACCACAAAAACCUCUUUUCAAAAUGUGUCUGUCAAACAAUUUUCUUGUCUUAAAGUAAAUCAACCAAUCAACACAGUCUAUAAUUACCUCAAGAUUAAAUAAUCACGGCAGGAUUAGGUAACCUGCACUGAAACAUUUUUGAGCAAAUCUAUUCAGAAAAUGAUUGUUUCCUGUAAUUUUGCCACCUAACAUAUUAUAAGAAUAAUCAAGAAUAAAGGUAGGCGUGACCACAUUCCAUGAGUGUGACACCAGUAUUAUGAUGAUCAUUGUGAGAUAUAUAAGCAGGAAGGACCUGAUUAAAAUGCAAGUUCAAAAAAAUUCAGAUUCUCCAUCUGAUAGCCUACUCAACACCACCUUACUUUUUUAAUAAUUUCUUGUCAAGUAGUCCACUAAGCACAAAAAUUAAUAUAGUCAGUUUAUUUGCAUGGACAUUUAGUAGUGGGGAUGCAUUAGUUGUAACAUGUAUGUUCUGAUUUAGUUUCGUUUUCACUGUGUUUCCUGUUAUGGUUUGCCUGGGGCACGUUCAAGCUCAAACCGUUUUGCUACGGUUUUCAGGUUGAAGGACAUGUUUCCUGGAAACGGUGUGCAACGGGUUUGAGGCAAGUUUUCUCUUGUUUGGUGGGUGUGUCAAAAAUAUCAUCAAUCAGCAUCAACAUACAUAUAAACCACGCGGUAUUAAAGAAACAGCUCGUAUAUGUAAUUAACAUCAAAAUAAAUUCACAAGAGCAAGUAUAUUGUUUGCACAUGUUUAUUUACAUUAAUAACUUACAUAAUAAGAGCACAAGUAUAGAUCUGGAACUUCUUUAAGUCUGUCUAAAUAUCAUUUAGUAAUUGCAAUGUCUUCUGGUCCAUAUCCUUUCCUUAGGAAGGUGUGCUAGACGCUGAUUAAUGUAACAUAAAAAUACUAUACUUAUAUAUUUUGCUAUUGUAUUGUGAAGUGAUACUUUCAUAAACUUUUAUAAACAUAAAGGCAAAUGUUGGAUCACAACAAUCUCUAAAAACGCGCUGUAUUCUCAUCUCGCGAUUGGCAAUGUCUUCGAGGAGCGCCAAUGCUGCCAUUCUGCCUUUUGCAAACCACUGCAUUAUAGGCCAUUUUCUAGCCUAGAUUAGUCUAAAUAAUUUACACAUGUGGAAUCAAAGUAGGCCUAUACAUGCUAAAUAAUUUAACUUUAAUGCCAUGUAAUUACACUGUAAAAAGUAUUACGCUAUAUCUACUCAAAAUUGUGGCAACAGAUUACAAGCAAUAUUAAUUAAAUUCAACAUAUAAGAAUUGAGUUAGAAUUAAUCAAAUUAAUUCCUUAAAAGUCAACCAUUUAAAAUGUGUAAAAAUAGCAAACACCAUUACAAAAACCACAAACUGACAUAAAAAGCAAGAAGUCAAACUGGCCAACUUAAUGAAACACUGAUCACCAUAAUGUUGACCAAACAUUUUCAAUAAAAUCAACAUCAACAUCUAAACCUCUGAUAAUUCUUGUGUUUCUUUUGGCUUCAGUGAUUCUACUUGUUAUCAUCAGGUGUCUUCAAUGUUGGCAAUAAAAAAUAAAGAGUUUUUAAUUCAUCUUUGACAUCUGUCUGUUAUUCAGAUAUUUUUGUUUAAAUUUUACUUAAAUUUUACUCGUUUUAAAUGGUUGACAUUUAAGGAAUUAAUUUGAUUCAUUCUAACUCAAUUCUAUUUGUUGAAUUUAAUUAAUAAUAAUUAUUAAUUAUUUUGAACAAGUAUUUUGUAAAGUUAUUUUUUCAGGCUAUUUUUAAAACGUUUGCUGCAUGGUUAAGGUACGCUAAAUAUCAGUCAAAACUGUGUUGAGAAAAAAACCCAGAAUAACAGACCAGUGUGUAAAACACUUAAACAUAUUUUAAAGAGUCUUUAUGCCACAAACUUUACAUACUUCACACACUUUUGAAAAUCCAGCGUUUAGCUGAUUCUGAUAAGCGCUCAUUGUCACAGUUGUAAACAUGACGGUGUUCUUCUUCCAUGAGGGGGUUUGGCAUCACAGCAUCUUUGUUUCCAGUCAGACUGUUAAAGAACAUGACACACGUCUCCCGGAAAUCCUGUAGAAUUCAACCAAUCAGAUGACGGCUUCAAUUUUGUGUGCCAUAUGCAUCAGACGUUCAACUGUCUAUGGGCGUGACGUCUGAGGCUGAGACUACCCCACACCCUGACAGACAGUUUUUCACGACCAAUGAUAAAGACCUUUCUCCACGCCACUACCUUUCGUCACGCCCAUUACUCCAACCUGCAGAUACCCACACUUGCAUGUGACGAGUCUCCAGGAGAAUCAUAUGCUAGCCAGAAGAGAACACGUUAGGGAAAUGCUAACUUUAGCCUGCUAGCAUUGAAAGCAUAUGAUCCCACCCUCCCUGCAAAUCAACGUCCAAAGCCACGCCUCCUCCAAAACACAUGAACGCGCACAGACCAGGGGCCUCACUUAUAAAGUGUGCGUACACACAGAUUUGAUCUUAAAGUGUGCGUAUGCUUAAAUCCACGCCAACACUCAUAUUUAUAAAAAUGGUCUUUGACGUGGAAAAGCGUCACAUCAGGGUCUGAGCAGACAUAAGCACUUUUUUCCUUGUCAGAUCACUGCAGGUUUUUGGAAAUCUAAGCUAUUCUUGCAGCUCGCCAUUCUAAAUUAAAGGAUUUGGACGAUGACUGGUGAUCUUUUUUUAUGUUAAUGACAUUAAUUAGGACAUUAACACUGUUGCCAGUAAUUUACUGUUGAUUGUACAGUUAUUUGCUGUAAUCUACAGUAUGUUACUGUAAAGAUACCAUGCACUAAAUUAAAACUCAUUACCUCAUUUCAUUUGCAGAAACCGACUGCCUAAAUUGUCAGACUGACAUUUAAAUUUGCAAACUAAUAUUUAUUACAUGUUAAUAAUGUGAGCAUAUUAUUACUAUGAACUUAUUUCAUUAGUCCACUAAAAACAUUUCAAAUAAAGAAAUUUUUAUUGCAUCAGCAGCUACACAGUCACCAUCUGUUAAAUAAAACAGCAUGCAGCAUACCAUCAAUGUUUCUUGAUCUUCUCCUGCACUUAAGCACAUGGCUCUACACUUCAGCACAAUGUUGACCGACAAAAUAUACAGUAUAUAAGUAUAUAACAGUAUAUAAGUGUUUUUUUAACUUACAGUUUGUUACUGUUAAAAUACAUUUUGUGGGUGUGUCUUUUUAUCUUACACAUUUAACCCUUUCAACCCCACAGGAACAUCCUCUAGUUGCCACACUACAGAGUAAAAGUAACAUUGAUGCUGUGUUGCAGCGAGAUAAUUAAGUUAUUAUGUAAGUGAUGAUUGAGCAUUAAUGAUGAACACCUGCUGUUAACAAAGAGAAUCUGAGGAGAGGAGAUGAGGAGAUCAGUGUUUGCUUUAGUUGAGCUCUUGACCCUUGACUUUUUAUACAUCAGUUUUUGUUUUUUUCUUUGGCUGCUUAAACUAUUUUUGGAAACCACAUUUGUUAUGGAAGAAACAAAUGUGGAGGAAAAAAAAAAAAUCAUUGAGUGCUGAUAAUUAUGUGUUGAUGAAGAUAUAACAAUCACCUAAUCUCUUGAUUCAUUGAACUCAUACUGUGUUUAAUCCCUUGUUUCAUUAUUAACAGACUAAAAUUUUACAUUAUUACCAUUGUGAAACUACAGCAGGAGUUCCAACAACAAUCAGUUAAAAAGAUCUUUUUAAACACCAUGCACAAAAAAACAGUUGCAGCAUUAUUUAGACACGCAGAUAUCAAAAAUCAGCACAUCAAUCUCAAAAAUGGUGGCAAUAAAAAGUAGGGAUGUAGGGAAUGUAGGGAAUAGUGAAUGAGGGUGUAGGGUGUGAUUUGGAACACAGCCUCUGAGUGUCGAAUUUGAGCGCUGUUAAUGCUGCGUUCCAGGCAGGUUUUUGAGCCCGUAAGUCACGACUUCAAGGACUUUAAGGAUUACACUUACAUUUCUGAUUCCAUAUGUUCUUCAGGUUCCAACUGAUAAGUAUGAGCAUAAUCAUCAUAAGUAUUAGUAUCUGUAUCUGGCACAUGCUGAUCUGGUUGAACAACAGUCAGAGCAAAUGUUUGCUUCUCUGUUGUUGUGGCUUCACCCAAGGCUUACAAUCAUGGCGUACAUGCCACAGUAAUAACAAACUAUUUCUUGGGCUUUGUUGUUGAGUCAACUGUGGAUUCACUUCUGCUUUCUGGUCAUAUACUUCCCCUGAGAUUUCUUCCCUGUAAACAUAGCAGUCUCAGUUUUAACCGUGAAACCUCCAGAUGAGUCUAGUUCCCUAACUCGCUUCACGUAUUGCAUCUAUAUCCAUGUCGAAUAAAUUGGUAGUUGUAAUUCUGAUAAGUUUCGCUUGUUUGCAUUGCAUAUUAUUCACGAAGGUAUUUAUGAGUCGUAUGCUCUCCAAACGCUCUAAUGAAGGUCAAUUGUCUUGAAAAGCUCAGAGGGAGAGUCCCAAAGUGCCCUAAGGACUGUGGAGAGAUCCCAUGAUGGAACCAAACAAGGGUGGAGAGGAGUUAACUUUUUAGCCCCUCUGACAAACUUAACAACCAGAUUAUUUUCCAAAAGAUUGGCCAGCCAUCAGGAUGUUAUUUGUCACAAUGACUCCCAUGUAUAUCUUGAACAUAAAGAGAGCAUACUCACAAUCUCCUGCAGAAACAUAAAAACUGACACAAUUUCAUAACUAACACUGUACUGCAGAAAUCAAUUAGAAUCAGGGGAAAGAAAAAAAAAAAUGAUAUGAGCAAUCAGCAUAUGAAUCUCAACAAUGGUGACAACAAAAUAUUCAGACAAUCAGAUCAACUCUGGACAUCACAAAAAGCUACUAAAACACAGAACAAAAACCACAUCAAAAAAUAAAAGAAAAUAGAAUUAAUAAAUAAGAAAAUAAUAAGACAAAUCAGCUGCAUAAUUUAUUUAUGCUGUGAUGCAGGCUGGGAGAUUUGUACUAUUGUUCCCAGCAUGCAUUGCGGCAUGACACUUUUGAUUGUCACCAUUGUUGAGAUUCAUGUGGUGAUUCUUGAUGUCUUUGUGUGUCAUCUUAUAUUUUUAUAUAUACAUUUCAUAUAUAUGUUCUAAUUGAUUUCUGCAAUAUAGUAUGAUCUCAUGUUGUAGUAGUGCAUGGUUUAUACUUUUAUGUGUUUGGGUUGUUCUUUGAUGUAACAGUGUUGUUUUGGUGGCAUGAAAACGCAAACUUUUGGGACCGAUGUUGUUAUUUCUGUGUCAAAGGCAAAAGUGUGAAAAUGUAUGGAAACAUACAUGUUCAGUCUAUCCACCUUAUCUUUCAAUGUGGAAAUAGGGUGUUUUCUGUGAAUGUGCAAGAGUUCCGAUUUAUUAGCCACGAUAGGGAAAUAAUGAGAAGAAUAUCAAAGUGCAGUAAACUGUAAAAAUAAGGUGGAUAGGCAUGCGAGAGGCGAGUGCUCUGUAAAAGAAUGCGUAUAUGCGCAGGCAUCGCCAACUACUUGUUUGGCAUGCGUAAUACAGCGUUUUUAGUCGUUUGCGCGGAUCUGUGUGAACAAGGAUAGUUUUGAUAAUGUUGUCAUCUUUACAAAGAAAAACUUUUCCACUUUUAGUACAUUGUUGUCAUGUAAAUGUACCCUUAGUGUUAGUUUUUCUCUUGCUGCCGAAAUUUUGAUGAAGAGGUUGUCAGCCAUCAUCUAAUGGUCUAAUCUUACACAGAGAGGUUUUUUUUUUUGAUCAUGUAGUAAUGCAGUUAACGCAGUUAACAUUAAAAAGUCAGAGUCAAACUGCUCAACAAAUCUGGAACAAAUCUGACCGUCAAAAAAAAAAAAAAAAAAAAACGGCCAUCACUGAAAUCUCGUAACCGAAUAAAACAGAUGUCAUUAAAAUCUUAUAACCGAAUAAAACCGACCAUCAUUGAAAUCUCGUAAUGGAACAAAACCGACUGUCUUUGAAAUCUCGUAAAAGAGCAAAGGAACAAAACCGACCAUCUUACAAAACCAACUGACACUGAAAACCGACUGUCAUUGAGAUCUUAUAACCGAACAACACCAACUGUUAUUAAAAUCUCGUUAAGAAACAAAGCUGACCAUCAUUAAAAUCUCGUUAGGAGACAAAAACAAGUGGCGCUGAAAUCUCGUAAUGGAAAAAAACGGCCAUUAUUUAAAUCUCGUAAAGGAACAAAGGAACAAAACCUACCAUCAUUGAGAUUAAAUAAAAACCGAAGAAAUAAAGAAAUAAAUAAAACUGACCAUCGUUGAACUCUCAUAAGGUCUGGGACACACUAGACAAUUUUAAAACUGUGGGAGACCACAGACAUUAUGACAGUUUCAACCGAUUUUUAGGGCACAAGCACCGAUGGUGUGAAGACCCUAUUGGAAUUGCUCAGUUUAUUAUUAUUAUUAUUAUUAUUAUUAUUAGGGCCCGAGCACUGAUGGAGUGAGGGCCCUAUUGUAAUUACUCAGUCAAUUCUUCUUCUUCUCCUAAAUAAAAUCACAUUUUUGAGGGCCUAAACAUGCUCGAAAACUCAUGAAACUUUGCACAUGCGUCAGAAGUGGUGAAAAUUUAUGUCAGAUAUGGGUUUCUGAAUUAGGUGUGGCAAAAUGGCUCGAUAGCGGCACCUACAAAAUUUCAAUUAAGCGCCUUUCACGCUAUGUUUCACAUACAGGUAUGAAAUUCGGUAGACAGAUGUAACAGCCCAAUACCUACAAAAAAGUCCCUGGGUGCAAAAUCUGAAAACCCAACAGAUAUUUUGAAUUUUCUCUGCAAAAUUUUAGCAGUUUUUGCCAUUUCCAGAUGUUGUACUUUAACAAACUCCUCCUAGAGCUUUAAUCAGAUCAACAUCACAUUUGGUCAGUCUAAUCUAAAGGCCUUUGCGAAGUUAAAUUGCGAAGAUCUUGAGUUUUCACUGAAGGGCGUGUCUGUGGCGGCCUGACAAAGUUCGAUGUUUCGCCAUGAAACAGAAAGUUGUUGUAACUCAGGCAUGCAGUGUCCGAUCUGCCCCAAACUUCACAUGUUUUAUUAGAGUCCUGGCCUGAAGACAUCUACAUGCCAAUAUCAGUUGCAGUCAUAGAAAUUACAUGUUUUACACUGUGAUUAACUCCUCGUAGAGAUUUAACCAGAUCAAAAUCAUAUUUGGUCAGUCUAAUCUUAAGGCCUUAACAAUGUUAACUUGCGAAGGCCUUGAGUUUUCACUGAAAACUCAUCUGUGGCGGCCUGACAAAGUCUGAUGUUUUGCCAUGGAAGAGGAAGUUGUUGUAACUCAGGCAUACAAUGUCCGAUCUGCCCCAAACUUCACAUGUGUGAUAAGAGUCCUGGCCUGAAGACAUCUAUAUGCUAAUAUUUAGAUAGUCAUAGUGCUACCUGCUGGCAAGGAAAUGGCAUGCUUUGCACAGUAAUUCACUCCCAGAAACACGUUUGUAUAUGCCAUGAAAUACCAAACAUACUAGAAACAUGUUAAAUCAUGCAACACUUGGCUAAGUGCUAAUGUAUGCAAUUAACGCCACGAAACAGGAAGUUGUUGUAACUCAGGCAUACAAUGUUCAAUCUGCUCCAAACUUCACAGUUUGAUAAUAGUCCUGGCCUGAAGACAUCUACAUGGCAAUAUUCAGUAAUAGUUAAAGCGCCACCUGUUGGCAGCAGGAAGUGGGGCACGUCGAAAUGACUUUGCCAUAUUUCAACUAUAUUUACUCGCAUACAUGCAUGUCACCCACUAUUCACUGUUUUCCUAAGGUCACCGGGUGGUGGUGGCCCCGGGUGCGAGGGCCCUUUCAUCGCUGCUUGCAGCUUUAAUUAGCAUUAUAACUCUCUGAACACACACACUAGAUGAUUUGACCGGACCACGAGACCACACACCUGUUGAUUGCAGGAACGAUUUCAUAGUGACAUGAGAUCUCGCAGAGACUCGUGAGAUUAAACGUGACUUGAGAAAAAAAUCAAAUGGAGAAUAAUCAACGUUGUCAGCUGGUGUUCUACCACACGUUCUGCUUUACAGUGGAAAAACACAACAGAAAAAAUGGGAUGUGUGUAAUCUUCUUUCUCAAUACUUGACUUUUGUGGCAUGUUUGUGGCUGCCAAGUUUCAGCUAUAGAAUCAUUGAAAUCUCAUUAAGGAACAAAACCGACCGUCAUUGAAAUUUCAUAACUGAAUAAAACUGACCGUCAUUGAAAUCUUGUAACAGAACAAAACUGACCAUCAUUGAAAUCUCUUAAUGGAACAAAACCAACUGUAAUUAAAAUCUCGUAAAAGAACAGAACAUACAGUACUGAAAUCUCAUAAUCGAACAAAACCGACCAUCAUUGAAAUCUCGUAACGAAAAAAAAUGACUGUCUUUGAAUUCUCAUAACAGAACAAAACCAACUGACACUGAAAACCAACCGUCACUGAGAUCUCGUUAGGACACAAAACCAAGUGGCACUGAAAUCUCGUAAUAGAAAAAAACUAAUUUAUUAAAUCUUGUAAAGGAACAAAACCGACCGUCAUUGAAAUCUCAUAAACCAGCAAAACCGGCCGUCAUUGAAAUCUUGUAAUGGAAGAAAACCAACUGUCAUUAAAAUCUCAUAACAAAACAAAACCGUCAACCAUUGAGAUCUUAUAAAGGAACAAAACUGACUGUCAUUGAGAUCUAGUAAAGGACCAAAAUCAACCAUCAUUGAAAUUUCGUAAAAAGAAAGGAAAAAGGAACAAAACCGACUGUUAUUGAGAUCUCAUAAAGAAAUAAAACCGACCAUCAUUGACUGUCUUUGAAAUCUCUCAGUUGGUUUGAAUCCUUGUAUCAUUCGUUCAGUCGUUUUUUGAUUUAAUAUUUAAAGUAGAAUUUUUUUUUUUUUCAAAAAAACAAAAAACAAGAAUUAAACUUAAUUUUUCAUCUUUUUUUUUAAUGAAACAAACUUGUAACGAAACAAAACCGACCAUUAUUAAAAUGUCAUAAUGGAACAAAACAGGCCAUCACUGAGAUCUCAUAAAGGAACAAAACCGACCGUCAUUGAAAUCUCAUAGUGUAACAAAACUGAUAGUCAUUGAGUUUUCAUAAAGGAAUGUAACUGACUGCUAUUGAGAUCUCCUAAAGGCACAAAUAUGACCAUCAUUGAAAUCUAAUAGUGAAGUGAAACAAGAUCUCGCAACUGAACAAAACCAACUGUCACUGAAAUCUUAUGAUGGAACAAAACCAAUUAGAAGAUUAAAAAAACACACACAAAUAUGAUUCAAAGGUGACACACAAAGACAUCAAGAAUCAGCACAUGAAUCUCAACAAAGGUGACAAUCAAAAGUGUCAUGCCGCAAUGCAUGCUGGGAACAAUAGUACAAAACUCCCAGCAUGCAUCACAGCAUGAACAAAUUAUGCAGCUGAAUUGUCCUAUUAUUUCCUUUUUAUUAUAUUUUUUGCUGUGGUUUUUGUUCUGUCUUUUAGCUUUUUGUGAUGUUCAGAGUUGAUCUGAUUGUCUGAAUAUUUUGUUGUCACUAUUGUUGAGAUUCAUACUGUGAUUGCUCAUAUCUGUGUUUGUCAGUGUAGUUUAUUGUUUUCUGCUAUCUUCUAUGCAAUCUUCUCAUGAAUCUCUACUUGCUCUUUUUGUAGAAUUGUCUGCUCUCCUGGAUUUAACAUUGCCAGAAGCUUUCAACCACCAGAUUUUCACAAUUAGUUGAUGAAAUAACAUUGUAGGCCUUUAAAUUUUAAAGAAAUUACAGAUUCUUGUUUCAUGUGAUAGCAUUUUAAGCUGAUUUUAAUCAGGAAGUUCUCUAUAAUUGUAUUAUUUAUUAGUUAUUUUUGUAAAUAGGUAGGCUAUUCAUUGAAUUUUAAUUCGUGAACCACUACUGAUCUCCCACUGUCAGAAACAUAAAUCGGCACCUAUGACUGCAUUUAUCCCAAUAAAAUCCAGCCCUUUUGAACACUUUUGACCUUAAGCUGCUCUAGAGAGAUAGCAACAGAAGUGGAAUGAAAGGAAAAAGGUCUGAUGAAAUCCUGUAGAACAGGUUGUGAAAGAAUUACCUGCACGUGUGCAUCUGAUAACUGUGUACAGGCAAAGUUGUCGACAGCCUGUCACUUUUGUCACUUUGAUGAGAGCACCGACCGCCAUUUGGGAAGUUGUCUUAUUUUAAUUGAGUCUAGACUGUUCAGUUGUAUACAAUUUUAGGAAAGUCUAUUUUGUGAUCCUGUAGGUCAGAUGCAGUUGUUUAUAUUGCUCUGAGUGGAGUAAUUUCAUGGUGUCCUUUAUAUGAUUUGUGUGAGUUUCCAUGUAUAGGAGGAGGAACUCUUGUAAGAAUGAAAAGAUUGUGGCUUCACCUCAAACUGAAAAAUGUCUGUUUCGUCAGUUUUACACUAGCAAUCAUUAUAUGCUGUUUUAUGACCAUAACUUUAAGAGUAAAUGAAGAAGGAAAAGGAGGACAGGAAGCAGGAUUGUCGGAAAGGCUGCGGCUGACAGUAAAAUAUGGCAUUAACUGCACAGCAAUAUAUGAAAUGGAACCUGUGGAAGUGGGCAAAACUUUAGUCAUCCGCAAGCAAAAAACCUAUGUAGGGGCAACUGACGAGACUAUUGUAAAUGCCACCUCUGAUUGUGAUUGGUUUGUUGUGACACAGGGCUAUGCUGGGAUUCAAGGCACUGAAUUUGAGCGUGAAUUUCCUCUUGCUUUCUCUUUGGUUGUUCACCAGGAUGCGGCUCUUGUAGAGAGGUUGCUCAGGGCCAUUUAUAUGCCCCAUAACAUAUAUUGCAUACAUUAUGAUCUGAAGUCUUCAGCUGACUUUAUUUCAGCAAUUAAAGGUCUGGCCCGCUGCAUCCCCAACGUCUUCAUUGCCUCAAAACUGGAGAGGGUUCAAUAUGCAGGCAUCUCACGACUCAGAGCGGAUCUCAACUGCCUGUCUGACCUCCUAGAUUCUGAGGUUAAGUGGAAGUAUGUCAUCAACCUGUGUGGUCAGGACUUUCCACUGCGGACAAACGCCGAGCUGGUGUCGGAUCUAAAGGAGCUGAAAGGCAGGAACAUGGUGGAGAGCAAGCGGCCUGGAGGAAAGAAAUGGCGCUGGAGUGUUCAUCAUAUCUUGAAAAAUAACAAUGAGUACUAUGACACACCUGUCAGCACUUCUGAGGAGAAAUCUCCACCUCCUUACAACAUUGAAAUGUUUUCGGGCAGUGCGUACUUUGCUCUCUCAAGGGAAUUUGUGGUUUUUGUUCACUGGAGUUUCCUAGCUAGAGAUUUCUUGGCUUGGUCUGAGGAUACAUACUCACCUGAUGAACAUUUCUGGGCGACUCUGGUUCGUGUUCCUGGAGUACCAGGUGAGGUGCACAGAUCUGAUCCUGAGAUCUCAGAGCUGAUUAGUAAAACUCGUCUAGUGAAGUGGUGGCCCCUUGAAGAGAAACUUUACCCACCGUGCACAGGAGUCCGUGUGCGAGAAGUGUGUAUUUAUGGUGCUGCUGAGCUCAGAUGGCUCCUAAACUACGGCCACUGGUUUGCUAAUAAAGUAGAUCCAAAAGUGGAUCCUGUUCUUAUAGAAUGUUUAGAAGAAAAGCUUGCAGAAAAACAUCUGAAUGUGCAGAGUAAAGUAUAAAUAAUGGAUUCUCAUCCUGGAGUUCAAUGUAAUACUGACUGCCUGGUUGUAUAAGUUAUUCUCUGUUGUUUCCCCUGCUGUGUACAAAGUUGGCUUUUUGAACCACUGUUAAGUCCAGUGGGGGUGUUCUGGUGCAAAUUUACAAAACCAACAUGGUGCAUGGAGAGAAAAAAAAAAAAAAAAUUCAUAACCCAACCAGCAGCACUUGUGGAGGAAAAUGAAAAUGAUGGGGAAACCUUUUGUCACCUAAAAUAUAUAUUACUGAACAAUUAAAAGAGGUGAUAUAACAAAUCUGGUACCGAAAUAUUUUAAAGAAUGUAAUCAUAUGGUCUUUUUUGAUUAUUGGCACUGAACACACAAUUCCCAGUAAAAAGAGGUGACCAAAUUCUAAAAGGAAGAUAAGCAUUUUAGAUUUUUUUAUUUUUUUUUUAUUUCCUGCCAGGAUACAUGAAGAGUUGGGUCUAAAAGAUUUUUUUUUAUGACAUUUUAAAUUAAAAUAUGUAUAUAAAAUAUGUAUAUAUAUGAGUUUGUGUAUAUGAAUGUGUAUUAAAAAAAUAUUAAGGUAUUUAUUAUAAUUUUUUUACAUAUUUAUUUUAUUUUGUAUAAAAUAGGGGUUAAGCAUUUAUCAUAAAGAGUCUUAUUGUUGGUUUAUUGCAAUCUGUCUUGGAUUGCAUUUAAAGGGAUAGUUUACCCAAAAAUAAAAAAAAUCUGUCAUCAUUUACUCAUCCUCAAUUUGUUACUGUGGAAGUCAAUGAGGACCAGAAACAGUUUGCUUACCGACAUUCUUCAGAAUAUCUUCUUUCCAAAAUAUCAAUUUGCAAUGUUUUAGCCCCGAAGGCCUGUGCCGAAAUGUGUUGGCAAAAUAAAUAAUAUAUUUCUUCCAGGGUCAUAUUUUGAUUCUAUCAUUUCUCCACUCCACAGUGCUGCUGGUUUUGUUUUUGUGAUCCAUUGUUAGCAUGGGCUGAUCAAUAGCUCUCGACUGAGCAGCUCUUACUCCUAAAAAAUCUUGCAUAAAUAAAUAAAUAAAUAAAUAAAUUAUAAUUGCUUUAAGUUCUAGCAAUAGUAAAGUUACCACAAUUGAAAAAGGACGCGUGAUCAUAUGUGUAAUGUAGUCCUCAGAAUUACCAUCUACAUUUAUGUGCAUUGUUUUAUUAUCAUGCAGCUCAGCUUCAAACAAUAUGAAUGUAAGAACCAAUAAAGUACUUGAAACUGAAACGAAUGUGUGUAAUCUGCUUAUUAUGAAGGACGAAUGAGACAUCCAAUUAACACUGUCAUGUAGGACACAAUAAUUAAGUGCUUUUCAGCACAUUCCUCUUUUUUAUGUCUAUGUUUACAACAGUGUUAUUUUAGUAUUAUUUAUAUAGCCUACUAUUAUGGUAUUUAUUAAUAUUUUGAGUUAGCUUUUAUUUUUAUGUUUUCAGGUUUCAUUUUAACUUUAGUUUAGGUUUUAAUAAUUUUGUCAUGCAAUUGUCAUGUUUAUUAGUUUAUUAUUUCAAUUUCGCUUUAAUUUAUUUGUAUUUCAGUUAUAGUUUUAGUAAUUUAAGUACCUCAACUCACUUUAUUUCAGUUAGUUGCCAAGGCAAGUUUUUAAAUUUAAUAUUUUUUUUUUAUUUUAUUUCAGCUUUAUUUCAAUUAACAAAACAAGAUUUUUAUUAGUUUUAGUUAACAAUAACAACACUGAUUUACAACUACUUUUUGGGGGGUGUUAAGCAUAUUCUUAUUUUCAGUUUAGUUGUCAUUUGUAACUUUUUAAUACAUUUAAGCUUAAAUAAAUCUUAAUACAUAAAUUACAUACAUUAAACCUAAGUCUACAAUUAAAAAAUGGACAUAACCCCAAAUUAUAUUACAAAACUUUUUUACAGCUCGUUUUACAACUGAAUUUAGC